Messenger RNA from Solea solea (common sole), 2002 nucleotides. RefSeq lists its product as uncharacterized. The coding region runs from base 689 to 1420 and encodes 243 amino acids. The transcript has 3 exons. The record is from RefSeq and is a predicted model, not a curated record. NCBI's taxonomy places the organism in Eukaryota, Metazoa, Chordata, Actinopteri, Pleuronectiformes, Soleidae.
ACUUCUUGGAGGAACUGAUGUCCUCCUUUCAAACAUCGCAGAAAAUGGCCCACCACUUGUUCUUCUUGGCGACUUCAACAUCCAGUCAGAGAAGUCAUCCGAUCUACUUAUUUUAAUUUCCUCUCUUUCUCUCUCACUUGCUCCUUCUCCACCAACUCAAAAAGCUGGCAACCACCUUGACCUAAUUUUCACCAGAAACUGCUCCACCUCUAACCUCAAGGUAACUCUACUUCAUGUCUCUGGUCAUUUCUUCAUAUCCUACUCUCUCCCACUCUCCCAAUCUGAUGAUCUCAUCUCAUCAGAUAUUGCACUUGUCCGUCUUAACAUUCGAUCUCUCUCCCCCUCCUCUCUGUCCUCAACUGUUCUAUCAGCACUUCCUUCAGCUGACUCCUUCUCCCUCAUGCAUCCCUCUCUUGUUUACAUGUUGCACAACAUCCAAAGGAUACGACCUCUUCUAACCCAGAAGGCAGCACAGGUUCUGGCCCAGCCUCUUGUCAUCUCACGCUUGGACUACUGCAACUCCCUCCUGGCUGGUCUCCCUGCGUGUUCCAUAUGACCUCUGCAACUCAUCCAGAAUGCAGCAGCUCGACUGGUCUUCAACUUACCAAAAUUCUCCCACACUACACCGCUCCUCCACUCCCUUCACUGGCUUCCUAUAGCUGUUCGCAUCCGCUUCAAGACUCGAUCCAUGCUACAAACGGAUCCGGUCCAGCCUAUUUCACCAUUCAAGUGCCACAACUGCAACAACAAUCAACUUUCUACUGAGACAGACAAACCCAACUUAAAGGGUUUUUUCGAUCAGUUUGAUCAAACCUUAAUUAUUUUGGAAGAUUAUUUGUUCUUUAUUCAAUACAUAUUUGAUACUUGCUCUGCUUUCCUUUUCCAGAUCAACGCUGAGUUUAUGCGAAUUACAACAGUUCCCUUGGAGACAAAGUUCUUGGCGCAGUUGGACAAGCACAUGUCCAAACUGCUGGAUGUCAUCAGGAGCAAGGGAGGACGUGUGCAAGAACAGACCAAGAGGACCUUGCAGGUUUUAGAUGAGACUGUGGACAUCACAAUAAGAAGAGAGUGCAUCCUUAAAUCUUUGAUGAUCUACCUGGGUGAACCUGUUCAUCACCUCAUCAAAGAAUACCAGGAAAAUGAAGCUGACGAACUGGAGCAGGCAACGAUGGCUAUCGUUGUCAGUGGACAAGAGGACAUUAAAAUAGUCAUCGAUGGAAUAGAGGUCCUGAAAGAGGUGCCCACAACUGCUGCGGCUGUUGCAAUGUUCUUCGGGCUCACCUACGCACUCAAACUAAAAUAUCCGAAAAAUUUGCAGCACACCCUUGAAUUUGUGCAAAAAGUCCUGAUGGAGCUUGGUGGAAAAAAUAUGUCCCCAAAAGUUCAUAGGCUGAGCACCCUGCUUUACAACCCAGAGUAGGCAGAGUUGAAUUCAACUCACUCGCCUGAUUUUGUUUUCCCAUUGCUGAGAACAAUUUAUAAUGUUUCUACAACCAAGACUUUGUACCCUUUUGAGGUUGGUGUUCGGAGUUUGCACUUGCAUGACAGCAUUUCCACUGCAAUAUUGACAAAAGUUUCUGCCCAAGUUAUCACAGGCACGAGUGGGCAGUGUGCUGAAAACUGGAGAGUGACUGCAUUUGCACUGCAGUGUUUGCACAGAUUUUUGAAUGUCAGAUUUUUUAGCCCAAGAGAGGGCCAGGAGCUACCUCACAUGUUUGCAUUGAAUUAAGGAGAUUCACACAAAUCAUCUGACAACACUUUAUUUUAAGGAAUAAUACCUGUAUUACGUUCCAUUUUGAAAUAGGACAAUUUUCUGAUUUUGUUUUUAGGAGCAUUUUCUGUUACUAUUAGUAACUUAUUUUAGUCAGUAUUUAAUUUACAUUUUCAAGCGAACAAACUGCAUGUAUGGUACAUUUGGUUCUCGCUGAACAGAAACAGACAUUUCUUGGUUGCUCUUUGUAUUUGAGAAGGACUGUUCUAAAGGACUAUGUUUAACUAUUUU